UCGGCGCAGGUUUUUGAUUUAGCACAGACACUUAGAGAUGGGGUCCUCCUGUGCCAGCUGCUGAAUAAUCCCAGACCCGACACCAUUAACCUGAGAGAGAUCAAUCUCAGACCAAAGAUGUCACAGUUCCUCUGCCUGAAGAAUAUCCGUACAUUCCUGUCUGCUUGUUGUGAUGCAUUUUGGAUGAAGAAGAGUGAAAUGUUUGAAGCCUUUGAUCUCUUCGAUGUCCGUGAUUUUGGAAAGGUCAGCGACACCCUAUCCAAACUCUCAUAUACCCCAAUUGCACAAGAGGCAGGGAUUAGGGCAUUCCCCACCGAAGAAAGCACUGAAAAUUAAGACAUAUACAUCCAGUUGGCGAUCUCAUUGAGUAAUGAGGAGCUGGGGGAGGAUAUUUAUGACCCUGUGUAUGGAGAAGAGGGAGUUGAGGUCUAUGAGGAUCUAAUGAGGACAGAUGCUGCUGCAUCUCAGAAGAAAUAGGCCGAGGUGGACAUCAGAAGCUGCUGCCUCUCAGAGAUCAAACAGACAGAAGCCAAAUACACAGAGACCCUGGAGACCAUAGAGAAGUACUUUAUGAUUCCACUGAUGAAAUUCAUCCCAGCAACAGAUAUUGACAAAGUUUUUAUCAAUAUACCAGACCUGGUUAAAGUUCACAAAAGCCUGAUGGUCGAGAUUCAAGACUCUGUUCAAAAUAAAAAUGCAGAAAACCUCCACCAGAUCUUCAUUGUUUACAAAGACAGGCUUCUUCUGUAUGGAAAAUACUGCAGUCAUGUUGAAACAGCCAUUUCACAGUUAGAUUUCAUCUGUAAGGAGAAAGAGGGUGUUCGACUGAAAUUGGAGGAAUGUUUAAAGAGAGCCAACAAUGGGAAAUUCACUUUGAGAGACUUGUUAGUGGUUCCUAUGCAGCGAGUGCUGAAAUACCCGCUACUGUUACAGGAAUUGAUCAAAUAUACAAGCGACACCACAGAAAAAAGCAACCUACGAGUAGCCCUUGAUGCCAUGAGGGACAUAGCCCAGUAUGUAAAUGAGGUGAAAAGAGAUGUUGAGACUCUAAGAGAGACUGAUCAGUAUCAGAGAUCAAUUGAGAAUUUUAGACAGUCUUUGCUUUCUUAUGGAAGACCAAAGGGUGAUGGUGAAGUCCGUUUGGUUUCAAAUGUGGACAAGCGCAGACAGGACAGGCAUAUUUUUUUGUUCGAUGUUGCUGUAAUUGUCUGCAAGCGGCGUGGGGACAAAUAUGAGAUGAAGGACGUGAUCAACCUCAAUAAAUUUAAGAUCACUAAUAACCCCACCACUGACAAGAACUGCAGAAAGAUUAGAGUGAAUGUGAAUGUGAAAGUUCCCAAAACACACUGUCAUAAUAUUUUUUACAAUAUUCUUUUGUUCCUAUGGAGUCAAGAAAGGUUCAGAAGUUGCCUGGGAGGUCAAAGAAUCAAAAGAUCCAAUAUUCGGCCAGCGAACGCCACCUUUAACUCUCAUCAGUUUAGGAUGCACACUUUUGAGAGGGCCACCACCUGCAGCUCCUGUCAUAUGCUUCUCAGGGGAAUUUUCAACCAAGGCUACCUGUGUUCUAAAUGUGGGAUAGGGGCUCAUAAGGGCUGUCUUGGAAGACUAGGAGUCUGUGGAGGAGCAGCAAGACUGCCAUGUCUGAGAGAUGGACAGACGUUUUUCGUGAGCUGGAGAGCAAGACCAUCAACUUCGGAGUCUUUCCAAGGUCGUGGAGUUUGUUUUAUGCCUGCCUGGGACAUCUGCAUUUGUGGAGUGUGUGCAUUAAUGAACACAGCAUGGUGGCAGGGCAAAAUCCUGAUGACGCAAGAGACUGGCUUCUUUCCAAGUGAUGCAGUCAAGCCCUGCCCAUGUGUUCCCAGAACAGUCAACUAUUCAUCCCAGCCCUGGUUUGCUGGGCCCAUGGAAAGGCAUCACGCUGAGGCUGCGCUCAUUGAGGGAAAGAACAGCACCUACCUGGUGAGAUACAGGAGCCGUGAGAGCAGAGAGUACGCUAUCAGUAUCAAAAAUCUUCAUAAUACCAUGGGUCUAGUGGAGUACUUCAAGCAGCACUCUCUAAAGGAGGGUUUUUACAGUCUGGACACUACUCUGCAGGUGCCCUAUAAAGAGCUCACUGGUGGAGUCAUGUACAGAGGUGCUGGAACAGUAUCGUUUGUGAGUGCUGCAAAUGACCUCAGACAUCUCAGCUCAGGAGGUGCUUUGAGUUCAGUUUGUUUUAUUUCCACAGAGCAGUUCAUUGUGAACACAGAGGCAAGGUCUCAGCCUGGCCACCGCAAAAUCCUCAGAAUCCGCCACCGUAGACAUGGUGUCUUCGUCCUCAGCGCCAAAGGAAACUGCCGUGCGGGUCUCAGGGCUAGGACAAAAAUGCCCGUGUGUAAACUCCACAGGAGAAUGUCAAGCCGAAUCCGGGGAGAGUUACAGAGAGAACCGAAGUUCGCCUGCUGUUCAGCCCCCAUCUCCUCGCUGUCAGCUCUGGCCUCCCAUGAGUCACAUUGCCACGUGGCGCUGGCAGACACGUGGCCAGAACGAGCAUGUGGCUUGACUGAAUCCUUACCAAAGGAGGCAAGCCUUUCGCGGAGCGUCCUGAUGUUCAUCAAGUCACACUGUGGGCAAUAUGAACCCUCCAAUGUGGCCUCAGCGUGGCGAAACCCCAGACAGGAAACACACAUGUCAUGGGAAUCUUCACCGACGAUGAAUCAUGUACACGAAGUCUUAACCCUGAGAGUGGUUAGCAUUGCACUGGCACGGUACAAUUUCAGUUCCAGAGACACACGGGAAUUCUCUCUGCAGGUGGGCGACCUGGUGAAGAUCUACAUCAAGUGUACUAAUGUGUGGAAGGAGGAGGUCAAUGGCAGGGUGGGAUGGAUCCCAUCUACUUAUGUGGUAGAAGAGGAGUGA
This is a messenger RNA of Myxocyprinus asiaticus (Chinese sucker), 2898 nucleotides long. It is a transcript of the gene vav3b, whose product is annotated as vav 3 guanine nucleotide exchange factor b. Gene Ontology annotation, molecular function: protein binding; guanyl-nucleotide exchange factor activity. Lineage: Eukaryota; Metazoa; Chordata; Actinopteri; Cypriniformes; Catostomidae. The record is from RefSeq and is a predicted model, not a curated record. Gene Ontology annotation, cellular component: cytoplasm; plasma membrane. Gene Ontology annotation, biological process: cell migration; regulation of GTPase activity; intracellular signal transduction.